Messenger RNA from Elephantulus edwardii (Cape elephant shrew), 2646 nucleotides. It is a transcript of the gene RAP1GDS1, whose product is annotated as RAP1, GTP-GDP dissociation stimulator 1. The transcript is spliced from 15 exons. The record is from RefSeq and is a predicted model, not a curated record. NCBI's taxonomy places the organism in Eukaryota, Metazoa, Chordata, Mammalia, Macroscelidea, Macroscelididae. Gene Ontology annotation, molecular function: guanyl-nucleotide exchange factor activity; protein binding. Gene Ontology annotation, cellular component: cytosol. Bases 136 to 1962 code for a protein of 608 amino acids. Gene Ontology annotation, biological process: positive regulation of GTPase activity.
CCCCGGCGGCCGCCCCCCGCGGGUCCCUCCCUGGCUGCAGGAGAGAAGGAGGUAGAGGGAGGACACAGUGCCGCGCAGCCUGCACCGGAGAGACCUUCGCCUCGCCCUGCUGGCUCCUCACUCUCUGAGAGGAACAUGGCAGAUAAUCUCAGUGAUACCUUGAAGAAGCUGAAGAUAACAGUUGUAGACAAGACUGAGGACAGUUUAGAAGGAUGCUUGGAUUGCCUGCUUCAAGCCUUGGCUCAAAAUAAUAUGGAAACAAGUGAGAAAAUCCAAGGAAGUGGAAUACUUCAGCUCUUUGCAAAUCUGUUGACUCCACAGUCUUCCUGCACAGCCAAAGUAGCUAACAUCAUAGCAGAAGUAGCCAAAAAUGAAUUCAUGCGAAUUCCAUGUGUGGAUGCCGGAUUGAUAUCCCCCCUGGUGCAGCUACUAAAUAGCAAGGACCAGGAAGUGCUACUUCAAACAGGCAGAGCUUUGGGAAACAUAUGCUACGACAGCCAUGAGGGCAGAAGUGCAGUUGACCAAGCAGGUGGUGCACAGAUUGUAGUUGACCAUUUAAGGUCAUUGUGCAGUAGAACAGACCCCGCCAAUGAGAAGCUCUUGACUGUCUUUUGUGGCAUGCUGAUGAACUAUAGCAAUGAGAAUGAUUCACUUCAAGCUCAGCUUAUCAAUAUGGGCGUUAUUCCUACUUUAGUGAAAUUGUUGGGCAUCCAUUGCCAAAAUGCAGCUCUUACAGAAAUGUGUCUUGUUGCAUUUGGCAAUUUGGCAGAACUUGAAUCAAGUAAAGAACAGUUUGCCAGUACUAACAUAGCUGAAGAGCUGGUAGAACUCUUCAAGAAACAAAUAGAACAUGAUAAGAGGGAAAUGAUUUUUGAAGUUCUUGCUCCACUCGCAGAAAAUGAUGCUAUUAAGCUACAGUUGGUUGAAGCAGGCCUGGUAGAGUUUCUACUAGAGAUUGUUCAGCAGAAGGUGGAUAGCGACAAAGAGGACGACGUUGCUGAGCUCAAAACAGCUUCUGAUCUAAUGGUUUUACUCCUCCUUGGAGAUGAAUCAAUGCAGAAAUUAUUUGAAGGAGGAAAAGGCAGUGUGUUUCAAAGGGUGCUUUCGUGGAUUCCCUCCAAUAAUCAUCAGCUCCAGCUAGCUGGAGCACUGGCAAUUGCAAAUUUUGCCAGAAAUGAUGGAAAUUGUAUCCAUAUGGUAGACAGUGGAAUUGUAGAAAAACUUAUGGAUCUAUUGGACAGACAUGUAGAAGAUGGAAACGUGACAGUACAACAUGCAGCGCUAAGUGCUCUCAGAAACCUGGCCAUUCCAGUUGUAAAUAAAGCAAAAAUGUUAUCAGCUGGGGUUACAGAAGCAGUUUUGAAAUUCUUAAAAUCGGAAAUGCCUCCAGUUCAGUUCAAACUUCUGGGAACAUUAAGAAUGUUAAUAGAUGCACAAGCAGAAGCUGCUGAACAACUGGGAAAGAAUAUUAAGUUAGUAGAGCGUUUAGUGGAAUGGUGUGAAGCCAAAGACCAUGCUGGUGUGAUGGGGGAGUCAAACAGACUGCUCUCUGCACUCAUACGGCACAGUAAAUCAAAGGAUGUAAUUAAAACCAUUGUCCAGAGUGGUGGCAUCAAGCAUCUAGUUACCAUGGCAACUAGUGAACAUGUAAUAAUGCAGAAUGAAGCCCUUGUUGCUUUGGCACUAAUAGCCGCUUUAGAAUUGGGUACUGCUGAAAAAGAUCUAGAAAGUGCUAAACUUGUACAGAUUUUACACAGACUUCUAGCAGAUGAGAGAAGUGCUCCUGAAAUCAAAUAUAAUUCCAUGGUCCUGAUCUGUGCUCUCAUGGGCUCUGAGUCUCUACACAAGGAAGUACAGGAUUUGGCCUUCCUAGAUGUUGUGUCCAAGCUCCGCAGUCAUGAGAACAAAAGUGUUGCCCAACAGGCCUCUCUCACAGAGCAGAGACUCACUGUGGAAAGCUGAGACCUGCCCCUGCGGACAUGUGGCCUCAUCCCAUCUUGAUUUCCCCUUCGUCCUCCAUCCAGCUGCCUCUUCCACUUCAUUCUCUACCAUAUCACUUUGUGCAUGCGUGUAAUGUUCCAGUACCAAUUGAGGAACUGCUGUAGGUACCUGCCCAUAAGAUUUCUAAACCCAUAGUUAGUGUAAACAUGAAUUUGUCAAAACCAAGUCGCACCCAUAACUGUUCUCCUGUAUUCCUGUUACUUGCGCUACAUUAAGUAGAACGUGCAUGUUUUAGUCCUACAGUAAAGUUGAUACUACAUACUGACUUGCUCCUCACACUUGGUAACUCACAUAAUUAUCUACUGAUAAAUUUAGAAACAAAACAGAAUGCAGCAGAAUCUGUCUGGCUUACUAAAGAUGGAAUUGAAUAGAAAAAUAGCUCCAUUUUUGGUGCUUGGGAAGCACAAUGACCAAAAACUGUAUGUCUGCUCAUUCAUUAAUUUUAUCUACUAAUGUCAAAUCCAUGGUACCUAGAGUUAAAUAAAAUUCCAGUGCUCUCACUCUUUACCUUAUGAUUUCUCCUUUUUCCUAACUAUGUAGGUUAUUGAAACUGCCACAGACUUUAUCAAGACUUUCUGAGAUAUUUUUUAUUCCAUAUUUGAUUGGGCUGUCAUCAGUAGCUUGAUGUUGAAAACAUUUAGAUUU